Molecule: messenger RNA, 1615 nt
Organism: Scaptodrosophila lebanonensis
Lineage: Eukaryota; Metazoa; Arthropoda; Insecta; Diptera; Drosophilidae
Exons: 4
Coding region: 246-971 (241 amino acids)
Source: RefSeq, a predicted model, not a curated record
AACGCUCAAUAUAAACAGCAGCUGCCAGCCAGCUGAGUGUUAGUUAGCCAGGCCAAGAAGCAAAAAGUGCAUAGCAAAACAAAAAAAAAAACAAAUUGUUGAAAUAACAACAUUAAAUUUCAAAUCGAGACUGACAAUUUUCAACACCUGAUUGACUUGUGAUAUUAAUUAGUUAAUUAAAUAAUUCAAAAAAAAAAGUGUGAUAAAAUUAAAUUAAUUUCAAGAAUUAAUAAACGCAUACCAAAAUGCACGACUAUUGGCACAUACCACGCGCCUCGCUCUCCUCCUCCACAUCGUCGGCCAUAUCAUCGGCGAGCUCUUCAAAGUCUUCCAAUCGUAGUAACAAAUCGCAUUCAAAUCCGCCAACGCUCUCGCAACGUGGCGCCGGCGCCGGGGCAGAGAACAGAGAAGCGGCGCCUGGAACGAAUGCGGCAGUUACAGCUGCAGCUGCCGCUGCUGUGCUGGCGGCUGCUAAACGCGGUUCACGCUCCUCUCAGGGCUCCAGUGACAGCAACAACAGCACGCGGAGCGCCGCUUCCGGCUCACUGCUACUAACAGCAGCGAAUUUGGAACGCUUUGCCGAGAUACACAAGAAGCAGGAACGCCAGCACAAAAUGCUAAUGAACGAACUGCCGGACGUGCAUGGCAACAACUAUAACAGUAAUCUGACUCUUGCACACAACAACAACAGCAAUAGCAGUGGCAACAACAAGGACGCCGUCAUACCUAUCGACCCGAAUCUGAAUUUCAUCAAAACCAAAGACCUCGACACGGUGUCCAUUGCCAGCUCCAUGCAUUUCACAAUGGUCAAUGGAGAGGGGGGUGCCACAAAGAAGCCCAAACGUGGACUCUGCGAUCGUGGCCGGCAGGUGACGGUGCUGAUUGUUAGCAUGAGCACAAUUUUCUUGUUGCUCAUUAUGGGCAUGGUCUAUGCGCUAGAGAUGCGUGCGCGUGACAUGCCGAAAAGUUAACAGCGCUGCGAGUAGGCAGACAAAGAUGGGCAGUCCUUUAUGGGGCGUUGUCGUCGCAAUCGUUUAGCUUAAGCAUUUAUUUAUUUUGCAAAAUGUUUUUGUCAAUUAUUGUUAUGCAUCUGUAAUUGUCUUUGAGCUAGUUUUAAUUUAUUUAUUAAAUUUGUUUCAGUCAGUUUUCGUGAAAUUCGUGAAAAGCAAAAGCUACACAAUAGCAACAAUAGCAAAAAUAUAGGCGUGCACCUCGCCCUUGGCCGCUUGUAUUAAGCAAUUGCAAUACAUAUAUUUAUAUUUAUAAUUAGCUGUUUAUUACCAUUAAUUAUGUAUGACAGUCACGCACACGUUGUAAACCAUUUUACAUUUAACAAGAUAACUGAAGCAGAAAAACCAACAACAACAUCAUCAAUAUCAACAACAACAACAAAAUCUUGGCUACGACAUUAAGCAACGAGCACAUUUCUAGAUCACAACUUUGGCGGUUGCAAAUCUUCGCUUCAAACACAACAAUCUACUAUUUAAGAAAGAAAUCGAAAUACUAGCAAAUCCCGCAAAGAAAUACCCAUAAAUGUAUGCAUGUUUGUAGAUAGAUGUAGCUUGUAUAUCUUGCAUUAGUGGAGUAGCACAGUAAUUGUCUACAUUAUGUAUUU